Linum tenue is the source of this 1308-nucleotide messenger RNA. The record is from the annotation of a GenBank genome assembly. Lineage: Eukaryota; Viridiplantae; Streptophyta; Magnoliopsida; Malpighiales; Linaceae.
AUGGCUCGGUUCCUUCUCUUCCCUCUCCUCCUCGCCCUCCUCUUCUCCAUUUCCUCCGCCGAGAUCCGCUUCUCGGAGGUCCGAUCCGACGACCGCCCGAUCAUCCCCUUCGACGAAUUCGGAUUCACUCACUCCGGCCGCCUCGAGCUCAACGUCUCCAAGAUCCAGCUCUCCGACACCAACCCCGAUCUCGACCUUGCCAAGAUCGGAUUCUUCCUCUGCACCCGGGACACAUGGCUCCACGUCCUCCUGCAGCUCGAGGACGGCGAGAUCACCUGCGCGCUCCAAUCCGACCUCAUCAAGACCGUCUUCACCUUCAAGGACAUCCCCGUCGGGAAGAAGGAGCACAGCGUCGUCUACAAGGAGAACGAGGCCGAUCAAUACACGCUCGUCUUCGCCAAUUGCCUGACCUCGCUCAAGGUCUCCAUGGACGUCCACUCCGCUAUGUACAAUCUCGAGAGAGGCGGCGGCACUCGCGAUUACCUUUCCGCCGGUAGGACGAUCCUGCCUAGGGUUUACUUCCUGUUCUCCUUGGUCUAUUUCGUUCUAUCCGGAAUCUGGAUUUACGUCCUCUACAAGAAGCGCCUCACCGUUUUCAGAAUCCAUUUGUUCAUGCUCGCUGUCGUGAUCAUGAAGGCUCUGAAUCUGCUGUGUGAGGCCGAGGAUAAAUCGUAUAUCAAGAGGACCGGCAGCGCUCACGGAUGGGAUGUGUUGUUCUACAUCUUCAGCUUUUUCAGGGGGAUUACUCUCUUCACUCUGAUCGUCUUGAUUGGAACUGGGUGGUCGUUCUUGAAGCCCUAUUUGCAGGACAAGGAGAAGAAGGUGCUGAUGAUUGUGAUCCCGCUUCAGGUUGUGGCGAAUAUCGCGCAGGUGGUGAUCGACGAGACAGGGCCCUAUGGCCAGGAUUGGAUCACAUGGAAGCAGAUUUUCUUGUUGGUUGAUGUGGUUUGCUGCUGUGCGGUUCUGUUCCCCAUUGUCUGGUCCAUCAAGAAUCUGCGUGAGGCUGCCAGGACCGAUGGAAAAGCUGCAGUGAAUUUGAUGAAGCUGACCCUGUUUAGGCAGUACUACAUUGUUGUGAUCUGCUACAUUUACUUCACCCGUGUGGUGGUUUAUGCGCUGGAGACCAUCACUUCGUAUAAGUAUCUCUGGACCAGCGUGGUGGCGAGUGAAUUGGCCACCCUUGCAUUUUACUUGUACACCGGGUUGAAGUUCAAGCCCGAGGCACAUAACCCUUACUUUGUUAUUGAUGAUGAGGAAGAGGAAGCUGCUGCGGAACAGUUGAAGCUUGAAGAUGAAUUCGAGUUGUAA